AUGGCAGACUACGACGACCCAGACCUGCAGCGGGACCUAGACGAUUUUCCUGCGACUUUUCCCAGCGCGGUGAUGGGGUUAGACCGCAUGGAGCCCCUGCGCGGCGAGGGGUUAGGCCAUGGCAGUCCCCAGCGCGGCGAGGGGUUAGACCGCAGUGCCGAAGGCGAGCAGAGGCUUGAGGGGCGGCGCGGUGGUGUGGGGGUCGUGGGGGAGCAGCUCGAUGAGCACCCUAACGCGAACCCCCCGAGCCAGGGGCAGCCACGCGACCGCUCCGCGAAGAGAAAGGGCCCCCAGCGCGGUGAGGGGUUAGACCGCAGUCGACCUCGGCAGGGAGAGAGCGCGAGGCUCGGCGAUCCCCAGCGCGGGGAGCGGUUAGACCGCAGCGGCAGCUCCCAGCGCGGCGAGGGGUUAGGGGUUAGGCCGCAGCGGUGGAUCGGCUUCGAGCUUGGGCAGGGGUUAGGCCGCAGCAGUGGAUCGGUAGCGAGCUCGAGCAGGUUGCCACGGGCGCCGACUGGCGACUACAUCGAGCUGGAGCUGUACGCCGAGUAUGACGACGAGGCAAGGGAGCGGAGAGCGGAUGCCAUAGGCUCCCAGCCGGUGAGCAAAUCCCUGGGGGCCAAACCGAUCGAGCCGCCGUGGAGCAUGGAGGCCGCCUGGAUGACGUCGAAGUGCUGUGGAGCCGCCGUCCCGACGAGCGGAGCGGCCACGACAGCAGCCGGCGCGGGCGAGUCCAGGGCGAGCGCGGCCAUCGACCGGGCGAGGCCCGAGUCGGCCCCCGGCCGAGGACGUGCGGAGUUCUCGGUGCGCCGCGCAGAGGUCUGCGCCCCGCUGGGCGGCUCCUUCGACUCCGCGGGCAACACACACUUCUUCGCGCCGACUUCUUCUUCUGCACCGUUUGUGGCACCGAGUAUCCGAUCAGUGGCGCUGCCUCUCUUCGACCUCGCUCGCGGCCGCGGCAUUCGCGUGGACUGUUUGGUAUCCGACCUCAUUGUAGUCAGACGCGUGAUGACCGUGGCGCUCGCAGGCAGGCCCGUUCGAUGGACGGAACCAUUGCGCAGCCCAGGCUCGACACUCGCUUUGACGCGGGUAUUCUUCAGUGGCCACUUCCCUGUUGGUGCGGUCUCGGCCAUGGACUUUAAAAUGCUCAUCUCCGUCCUCCACAACGCCCAUGUCCCGGCGACGACCCUAUUGGCAUCUGAGGACGUGUCCUCGGACAGUGGGGCCACGUUUUUGGAGGCGACUGGCCCUGCAGCGGCCCUCCCGGUUGUCCCACUCUGCGACGACAUGGCUUCCGUCACCGGUAAGACGCUCACCCUGCGCUCCCUGGCGGCUGGGGAGGUCUGGGAGAAGAAGCUGGAGUACAACCACUACAUGCACGACAAGUUCAACGACGACGGUUGGGGCUGUGCCUACCGCUCGCUGCAGACGUGCGUCAGCUGGUACCGCAUGCAGUUUUACAGUGAGAAGGACGUCCCCGGCAUUGAGGACAUUCAGCGCCUGCUCAAGCGCAUCGACGAAGCGCACAAGGACCUGCAGGUGGGCAGCAAGAAGUGGAUAGGCACGAUCGAGGGCAUGUACCUGCUGCAGGACUACCUCGGCGUGGACUGCAGGAUGGUGCACUGCCAGGAUGCCAGCGACAUGGCGACGCAGGUGCCGAAUCUUCUGCAGCACCUGGAGGCCCAGGGCAGCCCGAUCAUGAUGGGGGUGGGCAACUACGCGUACACGCUCGUCGGCAUAUGUCACUUCCUUGGAGAGGCUGCAUGCACGUGCACUCUUGGAGCUCCGCUCGGAUCUCCUGGAUCUGCGCCGGAACCCCGUGGCGGCGCCUCCAGUGCGACCUCGGGCUCGCCAGGGGAGGGGGUGUAGCGUCCAUCUCGGAAAGCAGAGCGGACCUCCGAAAAUUUACGUUUCUGCGCCGCUGUGAUCGUUGCUCUCAGGGAAUCGGUCAGCUCUGGUCCUCCUCCUCCUCCUCCUCCUCCUAUCGCAGGCGACGAUUGGGGCGAAUAGCCCAGUGGGGAGCAAUACAUGUAUCCAGUGGCGCCGAUGAUCUAUGUCUUCGGCGAGGGUCCCGGGC
Prorocentrum cordatum is the source of this 2074-nucleotide messenger RNA. NCBI's taxonomy places the organism in Eukaryota, Dinophyceae, Prorocentrales, Prorocentraceae. The record is from the annotation of a GenBank genome assembly.